Molecule: messenger RNA, 840 nt
Organism: Mus pahari (shrew mouse)
Lineage: Eukaryota; Metazoa; Chordata; Mammalia; Rodentia; Muridae
Gene: Selenot
Product: selenoprotein T
Exons: 7
Biological process (GO): cell redox homeostasis
Cellular component (GO): endoplasmic reticulum membrane
Molecular function (GO): thioredoxin-disulfide reductase (NADPH) activity
Source: RefSeq, a predicted model, not a curated record
GGAGCAGUUCGUGGCUAGGUUUUGGGCUGCAGUCUGGGUCUGAAGGCGGCCGGAGCGGCUGUCUCGGGUAAGAUGAGGCUCCUGCUGCUUCUGCUGGUGGCGGCGUCGGCGGUGGUCCGCAGCGAGGCCUCUGCCAACCUGGGCGGCGUGCCCAGCAAGAGAUUAAAGAUGCAGUACGCCACGGGGCCGCUGCUCAAGUUCCAGAUUUGUGUAUCCUGAGGGUACAGGCGGGUGUUUGAGGAGUACAUGCGGGUUAUUAGCCAGCGGUAUCCAGACAUCCGCAUUGAAGGAGAGAAUUAUCUCCCUCAACCAAUUUAUAGACACAUAGCAUCUUUCCUGUCAGUCUUCAAACUAGUAUUAAUAGGCUUAAUAAUUGUUGGCAAAGAUCCUUUUGCUUUUUUCGGCAUGCAAGCUCCUAGCAUCUGGCAGUGGGGCCAAGAAAAUAAGGUUUAUGCAUGUAUGAUGGUUUUCUUCCUGAGCAACAUGAUUGAGAACCAGUGUAUGUCAACAGGUGCAUUUGAGAUAACUUUAAAUGAUGUUCCAGUGUGGUCUAAGCUGGAAUCUGGACAUCUUCCAUCCAUGCAACAACUUGUUCAAAUUCUUGACAAUGAAAUGAAACUCAAUGUGCAUAUGGAUUCAAUCCCACAUUUUCACCUAUUUACCCAGCUCUAUAAUUCCCAUUCACAUGACCCUUCAUCCUCAGGAGACAGGGGAGUUCAUUUCCUGUUGUUGAGGACUGUGUCUGUCUCCCACCACCGAGCACAGCCUGCAGCCGAGGCGGCACUCUUCCGUCGUCUCUUACGGUCCCUGUUGCAGUUAUUGUUACGUGUCAUAGAGUAA